Doryrhamphus excisus (bluestripe pipefish) is the source of this 3241-nucleotide messenger RNA. RefSeq names its product tumor protein p73 (gene tp73). Gene Ontology annotation, molecular function: DNA-binding transcription factor activity, RNA polymerase II-specific; protein binding; RNA polymerase II cis-regulatory region sequence-specific DNA binding. Gene Ontology annotation, cellular component: nucleus. Gene Ontology annotation, biological process: regulation of transcription by RNA polymerase II; apoptotic process; protein tetramerization. The record is from RefSeq and is a predicted model, not a curated record. NCBI's taxonomy places the organism in Eukaryota, Metazoa, Chordata, Actinopteri, Syngnathiformes, Syngnathidae.
CCUCCUAUCACUUUCUUCAUUGUGUUUCUGCGAAAAAUCUAUCGUUUGCAGCACUCUUAUCAAAGUUAAAAUUAGGUCGACUUUUUUGUUUUUUUUUUACUUCUUUGUUUUGCAUUUUAUGGACGGUCAGUCGCUUGGUAUGCUCAAUAAUAAACAGUUAGGCUCUGGACAAGACGCAGUUCAUUUUGGAUUGGGUUAAUAACACUCUUCAGAGUGAUCUGCCCUUCACCAGAAUACCCAAACUCCAAAAUGGCCCAGACUUCUGUAAAUGAAGAUGGAGGCACCUUUGACCACCUGUGGAGCUCCCUGGAGCCAGACAGCACAUACUACGAGCUCCCUCCUGGCAACCAAGAAGGUGAGCGUUCGGUACCUUCUACCAACACAUCAGGGAACCAGGGCAGCAUUGCAGAGAUUUCCAUGGAUGUCUACCACAUGAGGGACAUGAGCGACAAUGUGUUGUCCCAGUACAACUUGCUCAGCAGCAGCAUGGAGAGCCUGGGGAGCAGGGCCAGGCCCGCCAGCCCCUACAGCUCCGAGAACGCCUCUUCAGCCGUGCCCACCCCUUCACCAUACUCUCAGCCCAACUCCACCUUCGAGGGCCUCUCUCCUGCUCCGGCCAUCCCCUCCAACACGGACUACCCCGGACCGCACACCUUCCAGGUGUCCUUCCAGCAGUCUAGCACCGCCAAGUCAGCCACAUGGACGUACUCUCCUUUGCUGAAAAAGCUCUACUGUCAGAUUGCCAAAACGUGCCCCAUCCAGAUCAAGCUGUCCUCCUCCCCUCCCCAUGGCAGCAUCUUAAGAGCAAUGCCUGUCUUCAAGAAGGCGGAGCAUGUCACAGAAGUGGUGAAGCGUUGCCCCAACCACGAGCUAGGACGGGAUUUUAAUGACGGCCAAGUAGCCCCAGCCAGUCAUCUCAUCCGAGUGGAGGGGAAUAAUCUCUGUCAGUAUGUGGAUGAUCCUGUAACAGGCCGUCAGAGCGUCUUUGUCCCCUACGAGACUCCGCAGGUGGGGACAGAGUUUACCACCAUCUUGUACAACUUCAUGUGCAAUAGCAGCUGUGUGGGUGGAAUGAACAGGAGACCCAUCCUCAUCAUCAUUACUUUGGAAACCAGAGAUGGACAAGUGCUGGGUCGGAGGUCAUUUGAAGGCAGGAUAUGUGCGUGUCCUGGCCGAGAUCGUAAAGCAGAUGAGGACCAUGUCAGGGAACAGCAAGCUCUGAAUGAAAGUGUGGCAAAGAAUGGCACUGUCAACAAGCGCAAUUUCAAACAGAGCCCACCCAAUAUUCCUAGCCCAAAUGUUAACAUAAGGAAGCGGCGGCAUGGAGAUGAGGAGAUUUACUAUAUUCCUGUACGUGGUCGAGAAAAUUUUGAACUGCUGAUGAGGAUUAAAGACAGUCUGGAGCUGGUGGAGCUGGUCCCACAGCCCCUUGUGGACACCUACAGGCAACAAACACAACAGCAGCUGCUACAAAGACCGAGCCACAUAGCAACUCCCUCCUCUUAUUCUCCAUUGUCAAAUAUGAACAAGAUCCACUCCCUUGGAGGACUCAGUAAAUCACCGACAGUCAACCACCCGGCAGGGCAGCAGCACCAACAACACCCCACAGCCUCCACCCCCAUGGCACAUAUGGGCCACAACAUGCUCAACAUGCAGUCUAACGGUGACAUUAACGGUGGCCACAGCAGUCAGACAUUAUUGUCUGCUUCAUACUGCAGUCCACCCCCUCCAUAUAACCCUGACCCCAACCUUGUCAGCUUUCUAACCAGCCUGGGGUGCCAAAACUUCAUUGAGUACUUCACCUCUCAAGGUCUUCAAACUAUCUACCAUCUACAGACGCUCUCUGUGGAGGAAUUAGGUGCACUUAAGAUACCAGAGCAGACCCGCUUAGCCAUCUGGCGAGGUCUGCAGGACAUGAAACAAAGCUCUUCUGUCCAGCUUCCGGCCUCCUCUCACCACCACGACUAUCACAGCCAGCAGCUUCUACGCUCCAGCAACAACAUGGCUGCCUCCGCCGUGGCCGCCAUUGGGGCCGCUGGUGGAGAACUGCAACGUCAGCGAGUGAUGGAGGCCGUGCACUUUCGCGUCCGCCACACUAUUACCAUCCCCAACAGGUCAGGUGUCGGCGGGACGGGGAUGGCGGCAGCUACUGACGAGUGGGCUGAUUUUGGAUUUGACAUGCCUGACUGCAAGGUGUCACGCAGCAAGCACUCAAUAAAGGAGGAGUUCAUGGAAAGAGAUGUGCACUGAGGCCUAAUAAAAAUACCGAAAUUGUUUUUGUCAAAGACUAGGUAAUAGGUCCAAUGGAAUUUUAAAUCCCUGAUGAUAGUGUUGUUGCCAUCCUUUAGUCGGGAAUCUUGUAUAGGCUGAAUGUGGGAGAAUCCAAUAAGGUAAUUGCCUCUUCUUAUCCAAUCAAGGCAACGCUUCACUACCCUGUCUGGAAAAUAUUUGUGGAGAUGGCACAUCAUCUUACUUUUGUGAUUGGAUACAGUUUGUCUCAGAUGAAUAUUUUUCAUUCCAAGUUCCUUUGGCCUUCGAAAAUGUACAUACCGUAUCUUAUAUGUGGUAAUUCUUGGAAAUCAGCCCACAAGAUAGCAUAGAUAAAUAUGUCUAAUGGUUAUGGUGAUGUGUCCAAAUAUUUCAUUGGCAUUGUCCUUGGUUUGUAUGUGUCAGGAUCUUCAUGCAGUAGCAGAAAUUGCAUCCUUAUAUUGUUCCAUCUGUGAAAUACUGUUAAAUCUUGUGACCAAAACAUUUCAUACCGGUCGAGAACAUGCAAGAGAACAGUAUUACAUCUGAAUAGCAGUUAAGUAAUCUGAGUUACAAGUAGUUCAUUGUGACUAGCCAUGAACUGGGAAAAGACGGUAGCAUUUUCAGCCUUGCAGGGCAAGGUGGUCUUAUUGAUUCUUGAUGAUGAGAGGCUACUAAGUAUCUUAAUGGCACUUGUUUGUGAAUAUUAAAUGUUUUGUUGGUUAUCAUGUCAGUUCCAAUAUUGUUCCAAUGCAAAGGCAGAACUGUUAUCUAUUUGUAUUGUUGUUGUAAAGUCAUAUAUAACUCCCAACGCACCACGAGUUAAAUAUGCGUAUGAUCAGUAUUACAUACUAUAAUGUAUAUAAUAUGUGUUUUGAUAUUCUAGUGUAAACAUUAUCUAUUGCCGUUUUAACUGCUUAGACAUUUCUAACAUUAAGAUUCAGUGUUUUUCUUGUACACAAUUGAUUUGCAUUUGUAAAGUUGUUAUUGUUGU